Molecule: messenger RNA, 2069 nt
Organism: Microdochium trichocladiopsis
Lineage: Eukaryota; Fungi; Ascomycota; Sordariomycetes; Xylariales; Microdochiaceae
Product: fungal-specific transcription factor domain-containing protein
Exons: 3
Coding region: 190-1839 (549 amino acids)
Biological process (GO): regulation of DNA-templated transcription; DNA-templated transcription
Cellular component (GO): nucleus
Molecular function (GO): DNA-binding transcription factor activity, RNA polymerase II-specific; zinc ion binding; DNA binding
Source: RefSeq, a predicted model, not a curated record
CUUCAUACAACUCAUUCUGCGGCACGCCACAGCCGACCGCCUCCUUGGAAUCGCUUUAUCACUGCUUUCCCCUGGUUCUUCCCGGAGUACCCACAUCCGCAUGAUUAUCGCGAAAGCCUACUCCAUAGCUUUUCGUCCGGCCAUCGAGUGGUACCCGGACCCGUCGCUGCUGAUCUCACUGGCGCGACCAUGAAGUUCCCGCGCGCCUGCCGACAGUGCCGUGCCACCAAAAGGAGAUGUAUUCGUGACGGACCCGGCGAGGCCUGUGGCACCUGUCAGCGCAAAGGUCUCGCGUGUGAGGGUGACUUGCGUCACGGGCGGGCGUGCCGACAGGCUCUCCUUCCACGAAGGCCCUCCAGCGACGAGCAAGUACUCGCUUUCGCGGCGAAACCGGCACCGCUACCGACGCAGUCCCACCCAUCUCUGACAAGCAGUCUUGAGCUUCCCCAAGGCAUGGCAGUGGAGAUGGUCGAGCACUACCUCGAGAGGAUCAACAAUGGACGGCCCUACAGCAUCUUCCACCCCGCGACGCUGCGGGCCCAGGUACAGCGAGGCACCAUGAACCAGCCACUGCUCUUUGUGAUCUGUGCCAUCGGCGCCAAGUUCUCUGCCAACCCCGAUGUCCGGGCGUGGGAGUCCCGCCUGAUAGCCGAGGCGAAACGCCUGUUGCAGCUCGGCAUGGAGGACGUCUGCCUCGAGCAUAUCCAGGCCUGCAUCCUCAUCUCGACCAUGUGUGUCGAUCUGUCCAACUCGUCCGAGGUUCUGUACCACCGCAUUGCGUCGGCCAUGGCGGAUGUUUUGAAUCUCAACUCGCCAGCCCAGGACACAUCAAUGAUCGUGGCCGAGAUGAAGCGGAGGGCGUGGUGGGCAUGUUACCUAGCUGAGAACUGGUGUGUCUCUGGGCUCAGACUGCUGAGCCCGAUCAAACACGCACCCAUCGUGAUUGCCCUGCCCAUGGAUGAGGCCGAUUUCCUGACGCUGCCUACAGACCAGUCGCUCCCUCAUCGCGAAACCUGCCGGACAGGAUGCUUCGCGGAGCUCCUCCAGCUCAGCAAGCUCUUCACUCCUAUACAAGAUCUGAACCGGCGCGUUGCUAGCGGCGAGACCGGGACAAGUCAGCUCGAUCGGGAAGUCGAGGUGCUCGCCCAGCAGCUCGACGAGUGGAAACGGCAGCUCCCGCCUGAUAUCGAGAUGAGCUGGGAGAACCUCGACCUGCACCAAGAACGGGGUGUAGGGGGCUCUUUCGUCCUUGUGCAUCUCACAUACCACUACUAUGCUACGCUUCUCUACUUUCGUUUCCUGGAGCAGGACCGGGGUGGCGACCAACAACUGACGGCCAACUCAGCGAUCUACCGGAAGUAUGUUGACUGCUGCAAGAUGCACGCCUCGUCCUUUAGCGCGCUCUUACGCCGCGCGAGGCAGCGCAAGGGCUGCGAACCAAACUUCCCUCUGAUCGGACACAUGACGACCGUCUCUUCAUCGGUGCUGGUCCACACGCUUCUCUUUGGGGACGUCACUGAGCUCAGAGCGGCGCGGCAGGAACUGCAGGCAAACUUUGAGGCGCUGAUCGACUUGGUGAAAUACUGGCCUGGAACAUCCACUAUGAUUGCCCGACUGGUUAUGUUCCAAAACACAUGCCUGCUCUCGACAGAGCUCAAGACGCACCGCCUGGACGGGUGGAUGCUGAGAUACCUACUUGAGCGCUCUCUGGCGGGCCACGAGGCUGCUGCUUCGACGCCAGUCAUCCCUCUAGACUUGCGUCGCGAGUCUGAUGACCCGUGGCUGGCGUCCCGAGCCAAGGCCUUUUCGGAAGCCGGAAGGUAUAUGAGCUUUAUGUAGAACACAUUUCCAGAGACCUCCGGCGUGGCUUGAAUAAAAAACGGUGGUUGCACCAACUACCCGUGUCAGGAGCUUGAAGAUCAAUAUCAGAGGCGAUUCUUGUUCCCUUGUGUAAUUGUUCGGAAUACUCUCUUUGGUGGUCAGGUAGGUCAGCAUCUGCGGCACAAGUGGUAGGCCCGUUCAGGGACACUUUCCAGCACCGCGGAUCUUCGUAAUACAUAUAAUUAGAA